AAGCGCGUCGCCGUCCGACCGGCGUGGUGGCCUGUCGUACAUAACUUAAGUACCUCGGCUCGUUGCGCAGUGCUUUUAUCAUCCUCUGAGUCCUCCCCAUACCCCAUUCUACCUGCAGCAAUGUCAAGUACCACGAACACGUUUGUCAAGUCUUUCACACAUCUAAAGGAUAGACCAAAGGCAGAUCAGGCUCUGCCUUUGCUUCAGCGCAUCGCAUCACUGGUGAAGCCGAUUAUGCGCAAGCAUAGCUGGAUGCUGCCCGUUCUCUCGGAAUUCUUUCCGGAAAGCCCAAAUCUAGUAGGUCUGAACAUCAAUGCAGGACAGAAGAUCUUCUUGAGACUCCGACCUGCGCACGCGCCUGAUACGUUCUACGACGAGGAAGACAUCGUUCACACCAUGCUGCACGAGCUUACGCAUAACGUACACGGUCCUCACGACGAGAAGUUCUACAAGUUUCUUGCGGGCCUAGAAGAAGAGUACUAUGCGCUCAAACGGUCGGGGUACGCGGGAGAAGGCUUCUUCUCGAAGGGCCAGCGACUCGGCACCAACGUCUCGCACGACCUGCCGCCUCAUCUAGCUCGCCAGAGGGCUCUCGAAGCUGCAGAGAAGCGGCGCCAGAUAAGUGCCAUUCUCGGUGACGGAGGCAGGUUGGGCGGCGUAAGGGGCACUACCAACAAGUCUCCACGCCAGUUGGCUGCAGAAGCCGCAGAGAGGCGUGCACGCGACGAGAAGGCAUGCGCUUCCGGUGCAGUCGCGCAGAAGGAAGUAGAGAAAGCCGCGAAAGAGAGCAUCGAGGACAGGGUAAUCGACCUGACAGCCUCCGACUCUGACCCGGACUCGGACGUUGAGAUCGUGGAUGGACCCAUCGCUGGGCCUUCCAAGGUAGUUGCCUCCACGACCAAGGCAGCAAACGCAGCGAGGACGCCAUCGGGUAGGACGUCAACGACGACCACGAAACGCAGCAGGCCCAUUGUGUUCACACCGUCGGCGACCCCCGCGUCUGGUAUCGCAGUAGAUGCCUCGUCUACGAAGUGGUCUUGUACACAGUGCACGCUCGUGAACGAGGCAGAGGCAUCUCGAUGCGCAGUGUGUGACUUCGCACGACCGCGGCGUCCUCCCUCAACCAGUAGCACCCCGAGUGCCCCAGCCGCGACUACCACUGACGAGUGGGCUUGUCCACGAUGCACACUCAUGAACGAUGCAGAGCGCUUCCGUUGUGCAACAUGCGAUGCACCACGUCUCAAUGUCAAGCGGGAGCCUGGAACCGACGGGUGGACGUGCACUGUUUGCGGCGAGGGAGGAACGCCUAAUGAUUUCUGGAGUUGUGGCUUUUGCGGAAGUAUCAAGACGCAGAGUUAGGUUUUCCGUGUAAUUUGGUCAUGGUACAUGUUUUCUGUCCCUUUUAUUGGAUUAUUGUACAUUUGCAUGUUUUACCUACGACGCUGUAUUCUGUACAGUCUUAUUUCUUGGUCUUCGCUUCGUGGCACUGCCAGUAUCCCUUGUCCGACUAGUUCAGUCGAAAUGUCCAGCAACUCGAGUGAGUGCUCUG
This is a messenger RNA of Rhodofomes roseus, 1549 nucleotides long. Its product is annotated as WLM-domain-containing protein. The record is from RefSeq and is a predicted model, not a curated record. The transcript is spliced from 5 exons. The coding region runs from base 121 to 1359 and encodes 412 amino acids. NCBI's taxonomy places the organism in Eukaryota, Fungi, Basidiomycota, Agaricomycetes, Polyporales, Fomitopsidaceae.